AUGGACUCCGCUAAUAUACAACCUCCUUCAUCUUUAAUUCCAUAUGAAACAACGACGCUAAUUGCUGAUACAAAUUUUGGCUCCCUCUUUAACUCCCUCCAAAGCAAUGGCUCUGAGCUAUUUGCACAACAAAAACACGAUAUUAAAGAACAAGUUAAUGUCGAAGAUCAUGAGCUAAGUGAUCAACUAUCUUUAAGAUCAGAGUUAGAAGAUCCGUUUGCGAAUUCCAGUAGCGAAGAUCCCGAUUUCGUUCCCUCGGAUGAAAACGAGGAUGUGCAAGAAAAUCAGGCUGAUGUUGAGGGUAAAAGCAAAACAAGGAAAAGGAAAAGGCAGAAGAGUGGUUGGAAAAGAAAUAUUAUUAAAUCUGCCAGGAAUAGUGGAGCUGAAUACAAAAACUGGAAUGGAAAUUUUCAGAAUAAAAGGAGUAUCAAGCCGGCUUGUCAAAAUUGUAGAAAGAGAUGCAAUGAGAACUUCUCAGAAGAAGAACGCUCUGCAAUAUUUAAAGCUUUUUGGGAUUUACAGGACAUUAAUAGACAGCAUGAUUAUAUUGCCAAGGAGGUUAGUGUUCAAAAUACACAACGUUCUCGUCCGAGAUCAAAAAAAUCAGAACAUGACAACUUAGCUUGCAGAAGGCUAGUUACUUAUAGAUACAUGCUCACAUACAACGGAAAAACAGUUCCAGUAUGUAAAACAUUUUUUCUAAAUACGUUGAGUAUAAGUGGACAUGGUAGAGACCGUAUUUCAGAAGAUGGAAGUACUGGUGUUGUAACCGAAGAUAGAAGAGGCAAAGCCUGUAAAAACUCUCAGCUAGACAAUUAA
Molecule: messenger RNA, 819 nt
Organism: Acanthoscelides obtectus
Lineage: Eukaryota; Metazoa; Arthropoda; Insecta; Coleoptera; Chrysomelidae
Source: the annotation of a GenBank genome assembly